Molecule: messenger RNA, 777 nt
Organism: Ascoidea rubescens DSM 1968
Lineage: Eukaryota; Fungi; Ascomycota; Saccharomycetes; Ascoideales; Ascoideaceae
Exons: 1
Coding region: 216-662 (148 amino acids)
Source: RefSeq, a predicted model, not a curated record
CAGUGAGAUUAAAAAUAAAACUAAAAAACGAUGUUUGUAACAAAAAGAAAGGUGCCUCUUUUGCAGCGAUGGCGAGAAGAAGCGGUUUAUAUAGUAGCUGGGCCUGUGUUGCUCUUUUGAAGCUGUUUCCUUGCUCUUGCUCUUGCUGUCGGGAGUCUGUGCAGCGGUGGCUCCUGUGCUCUCCUCUCGUUUGUCCUUAGGCCUCGACUCUGGAGAUGCUGCAAAUCCAGCAAAUAACGACGCUUGCGGAAGGUCCUGCCGCUGCUGCGUGCCGCUUCUGUUGGCCACAACACAUGCCGGCCUGCUGCACACUCUCGCCUGGGCCUUGCGCGUGCUUCUCGUGUUGUUGCUGCUGCUACUGCUGCUGCUUCUCGGUCCCUGCGUUGUCGCUAUUGCUGCUGCUGCUGCCGCUGCUGUCCUCUCCUUCACAUCACCGACGGGACUCGGCCGCAGUGCCGUCUCGUCAAACACGCCGUCAAAAAAAACAACGCGUUCCAGCAGCGUGUCUUCUGCGUUGCUCACGCUUUCCACACGCUUUCCUUUUUGUUACUGACCACCUUGUCGGUGUCUCUCUGUUGGUGCCUGCAUUAGCCAGCGCGCUCAUGAAAUCCACAACUGCGGAUGUGAUCGACUGUUUUAUUUUUAUUUACCACUAUCACUAAGCCUAAGUUUCAUAUAUUUCAACACCUAUUUUCCCAAUUUUACACAUCACUCGUUGAUAUUCCUUGAUAUCGUUGGUUUUUGCUCUAUGUGUUAGUUAAUUUGUACCCAGAGCCC